AAAAUUGAGCAUUUGAUUUUUUUUUCAGAAAAAAAAUAAAUAAGUUAGCCGAUCAAAAAGCAGAGCCAGAAAUAACUUAUAACAAAUUUAGAUCUAACCACCAUGCGGAAGAAUUGGAGAAAAAUAGACCUAAAAAAAAGGUUAAAACCCCAAUUUCAAAGUAACAGAAUUAACGACCACAAAAUAAUAACAAGCAAAAAAUCGCAAUCUGUCUUAAGCCUUUUUUUAUCCUCAACAAAACCAAUCUCUCAUUUGUUCUUCUGCAUAAUCUCUCACACACUUCUAUUUCUCCCUCUCCUUGUCACAAGGAAAGGGCGUAGAAGAAACCAAAACCUAAACAAAAGAGUAAUAAUAACUCAUUAAAAAAACAAAACAAAACAAAAAUAAACAAAAUGGGUGUCAAGAUGUUACUAAUCUUUGGUCUCUUGAUCUUAGCCAUGGUAGCUAAAUCCGUCAAUGCAACCUACCCAUUGACCAAAUCUUGCAUCAACGGGCAAGGUUGCAUCGGGGAAGAUGAUGAGCUCGAAUCUCUAAUGGAUUCAGAGACAAACCGUCGUCAACUCGCUAGAGGACGCCGUUACAUUGGCUAUGAUGCUCUCAAAAAGAACAAUGUGCCUUGCAGUAGACGUGGCCGAUCUUACUACGAUUGCAAGAAGAGAAGAAGGAAUAAUCCUUAUAGGCGUGGAUGCAGUGCCAUCACGCAUUGCUAUAGGUACGCACGCUAAAUGAUAGAGAGGAAGAUUUGAUUCAACAACGUACGUUCGAUCUUCAUUCUUCAUUCUUGAUCGUUAAUAUUUUAAUUGCCUCUCCUUACUUCCACCUUUUUUUUCAUUCUUUCUUAACGUAUCCUAUGUUAUACGUAUGAUCUAUAUAUAUAUUCUUUUUUUUUGUUCUUUAUUUAAUCAUCAUGAUGCAUAUAAGCUUUUGAUUCAUUGGUAUAUCACUUCUUUUCCUUUGUUGUUGUCCUUUUUUAUUUCGUUUCGUUCAUAUAAUUAAGUUCCGUUUUGUCUAUUAUAUACAUCAUGAUGUUUUAGUAUUUUACAAUUAAGCAUUUUGUUUUAAGACGAGGGGCCAGAUUGGACCUAUUUCUUAUUUUAUAUCUCCUUUUGGAUUU
This is a messenger RNA of Arabidopsis lyrata subsp. lyrata, 1114 nucleotides long. Its product is annotated as protein RALF-like 4. NCBI's taxonomy places the organism in Eukaryota, Viridiplantae, Streptophyta, Magnoliopsida, Brassicales, Brassicaceae. The record is from RefSeq and is a predicted model, not a curated record. The coding region runs from base 393 to 725 and encodes 110 amino acids. The transcript has a single exon.